AAUUACGGAGGCAGGCCUCCAAAUCUAGACCUCGUGGUAGCGGCGAAGCCCUCUCUCUUCCCUACGUCUCGCCGCCUCGCCCCGAUGGAGACCUCUCCGGCCUCGGAGGCGGAGCCGGUUGCGCCGGCGGCCGACGACGCCGCCGCGGCGGCGCCGAUGUGGGACUGGGGAAACCUCCUCGACUUCACCAUAUGCGAUGACGAGCCCCUGAUCCUACCUUGGGGCGUCACCGAAGAAGCCCAGACACCGUCGUCACCUUUCCCCGCGGAGCUGCCCCCGCUUCCUUCCCCAGAGCUGGCGCCCUCGCCCUCGACGACCCCGGAUGGGACGAGCCGGGUGAGGAAGAGGGACCCGAGACUUGUUUGUCCAAAUUAUUUGGCCGGGAUGGUGCCGUGCUCCUGCCCCGAGGUGGAUGAGAAGGUGAUGGAAGAGGAGGAGGUGGCGGAGGUGGUGACCGGGACGAGGAAACGGUCCAGGACCGGCGGGGCGUCCCCCGUGGUGAGGUGUCAGGUACCCGGGUGCGAGGUGGAUAUCAGCGAGCUGAAGGGGUAUCACAAGCGUCACAGGGUUUGUCUCCGUUGCGCGAAUGCUUCGUCAGUGGUUCUUGAUGGGGAGCACAAGCGGUAUUGCCAGCAGUGUGGCAAGUUUCAUGUUCUGCCAGAUUUUGAUGAGGGCAAACGUAGCUGUCGGAGAAAAUUAGAACGGCACAAUAAAAGAAGACGAAGAAAGCCUAAUGAUUCAAACAGUAUAGUGGAAAAAGAUUUGGAAGCUCAAGAAGACUCACUGCCUGAUGGUACUUGCGAUGGUGAACCGUUGACAGAAAUGUUGAAUGACUCUAUAUGCCACACAGCUGAGACAGUUGUGAGCAUCAAAGUUCUGGCCAGAGGAACAGUAGUAGAGUCUGAAGGUGGGCAAGGUUCUCCCAUUGGUUCACAUCCCAGCUUUAAGAAUGAUGGGUUAGCAACUUCCUGUGAAGUUCAGAGAGCUGAAAAGAUUACUAAUUCAAAGUCUGCCCUUUCUUCUACUUUUUGUGAGAACAAGAGUACUUAUUCAUCUGUGUGUCCUACAGGUCGAAUAUCAUUCAAGCUUUAUGAUUGGAACCCUGCAGAAUUUCCUAGACGAUUGCGUCAUCAAAUAUUCCAUUGGUUGGCAAAUAUGCCAGUUGAGUUGGAGGGUUAUAUUCGUCCUGGAUGUACAAUUUUGACUGUAUUCAUUGCAAUGCCACAGUUCAUGUGGGAGAAGUUAUCUCAAGAUGUGGCUCAUUAUGUUAGAGACUUGAUUAAUACACCUGAAAGUUUGCUGUUUGGAAGAGGCACUAUUCUCAUUUUUCUUAACAAUAUGAUAAUUCAUGUUCUGCAAGAUGGAACAACAUUGACAAAUAUCAAGAUGGAGGUGCAGGCACCAAUACUUCAUUAUGUUUAUCCUUCUUGUUUUGAGGCUGGCAAACCUAUGGAGUUUGUUGCAUGUGGCAGCAAUCUUGAACAAUCCAAGUUUCGGUUUCUGGUAUCAUUUGCCGGAAAGUACCUAAAACAUGACUCUAUGCGUGUUACAUCUACUCGAAAGUCCAGGUCUUAUGAUGGAAAUGAGGUGGAGUGCAUCGAAAGUUCUGAACAUGAGAUGUUCAUGAUAAAAGUAACUCACAUGGACUCUGAAAUUUUUGGUCCUGCAUUUAUUGAGGUUGAAAAUGUGUCUGGAAUAUCCAACUUUAUCCCUGUCCUUGUUGGUAACAAACAGAUAUGUUCCGAAUUUGAGAGGAUGGAAGGGGUUUUUGCUGACUGCUAUGCCAGUAGCAUUAUAUCCCAAAAUGCGAUUACUGAUUCCUCUCCAGGCUCAUGUGACUUUUUUGCAUCCAGGCAAUCUGUGAUGUCAGCACUUCUCUUGGACAUUGCAUGGUUAAUGAAGGCACCUCAUUUGGAAGAUAAGGAAGCUUUUCGGAGUCUAACAAACGUCCAGAGAUUAACUUCUUUGCUAAAAUUCUUACUCCAGAAUGAGCUUUUUAGUGUUCUUCAAGUAAUAAUGCAUCAUCUGGAUAGUAUUGUUGAUGUCGAUGGCUUUGAUAAGCUAGACAAAUGGACUGAUGUUGACCAAAAGCUAUUUCAUGAGUACCUUAGCCAUGCAAGAGAGAUUCUUUAUGAGAGAACACAUGACAUGAGAUCAGAAGCAGAAAUGAGAAAUCCAAUCUGUGGACUUAUGCCACAAAGCUCUCAGAGUAAUAUGUGUGGGGAGAUUUAUACAAAGCAAGGAAAUGAAGCAAUUAAAGAUUGCUUAUUCUUAGACUCAUUUCAGCCGGCUGUGGAGCAUGAUGUAAAUGUUCUGCUUGUGAACGAAGAGAUCUCCCACAGGCAGCACUGUCACCAUAAUCUGGGCAAGAAAUGUGCUUUUGACGAUCUUUUCUCAAACAAGAUCACGAGGACUCGCUUUCCUUUGUUUGUAAUAGUUAGCGUUGUUUUGUGUUUAGCAGCAUGUAUCAUCCUCCUCCACCCACACGAGGUGGGGGAGAUUGCAGUUUCCAUUAGAAGGUGCAUGUUUGGUGGCUCCCCCGCAUGAAAUGAAAUUAACCCUUUUUGUUUCA
This is a messenger RNA of Musa acuminata subsp. malaccensis (wild Malaysian banana), 2572 nucleotides long. NCBI's taxonomy places the organism in Eukaryota, Viridiplantae, Streptophyta, Magnoliopsida, Zingiberales, Musaceae. The record is from RefSeq and is a predicted model, not a curated record.